CGAACAAGUUUUGGAGCACCCGGAACCGCUCGUGCGUGAGAUUUGGCUUCGGUUCCCGAAGGAGGAGUGAGGGACUGCACGCCGCCCUCCCUCCUGGCAGCCAGAGGAGUUCCUGUUGCUUGAGCGUGUAACGCCCCAGUUCUGAGCCAUGGCCUCAGCAGUCCUCAGUUCUGUGCUCACAACUGCCUCGCGCUUUGCCCUGCUACAAGUGGACAGCGGCAGUGGCUCUGAUUCUGAGCCUGGGAAAGGCAAAGGCCGGAGUAAUGGGAAGUCUCAAACUCUGGGAAACAAAUCAACCUCAAAUGAGAAAAAACGGGAGAAGAGAAGAAAAAAGAAGGAGCAGCAGCAGAGUGAAGCAAACGAGCUCAGGAAUCUUGCUUUCAAGAAAAUUCCACAGAAAUCCUCCCAUUCUGUUUGCAAUGUUCAACAUGAGCUUUCAUUGCCAAACCCAGCACAGAAGGAAUCACGGGAAGAAAACUGGCAGGAAUGGAGACAGAGGGAUGAACAGCUGACCUCUGAGAUGUUUGAAGCUGAUCUUGAGAAGGCGCUGCUGCUGAGUAAGCUGGAAUAUGAGGAGCACAAGCAGGAUUAUGAAAGUGCUGAAAAUGCUUCAACUCAGACAAAAGCUAUAAAUAAAAAGGAUAAAAGAAAGAACCAUCAGGGAAAGGACAAACCUCUUACGGUGUCACUCAAAGACUUCCAGUGUGAAGAUCAUAUUAGUAAAAAGACAGAGGAAUCAAAUUCUUCUCAGACUUUAUCACAUGAUGGGGGAUUCUUCAAUAGACUGGAAGAUGAUGUUCAUAAGAUUCUUAUUAGAGAAAAAAGGAGAGAACAACUUACAGAACAGAACGGAACAGAUAACUGUCCUGCCCCAGAGCACGACCAGGAAGUGGGUCUAAAAGAUGGAAGAAUUGAAAGACUAAAGUUAGAACUUGAAAGGAAAGAUGCAGAGAUUCAGAAGCUCAAAGCUGUGAUCACUCAGUGGGAGGCAAAAUAUAAAGAAGUAAAAGCAAGAAAUGGACAAUUACUGAAAAUGCUUCAGGAGGGAGAGAUGAAAGAUAAGGCCGAGAUACUUCUGCAAGUUGAUGAGUCUCAGAGUAUCAAGAACGAGCUGACAGUUCAGGUGUCUUCACUUCACGCCGCACUGGAACAAGAAAGAUCUAAAGUGAAGGUAUUACAGGCAGAAUUAGCCAAAUACCAGGGCGGCAGGAAGGGGAAAAGGAACUGCGAGCCCGACCAGUGUAGGUGAUCACGGCCUUGGAGGCCAGCACACAGUACUUUGACACUUUUGCAGAAAUGUGUAUAUUUAAUGCUGUGCAACUGCUAAACUGCAGUUUUUUGUUGAAGGAACUAAAAGCAACUAGUUCACUCGUAGUCUACAGUUUUAUGUUCUUUUGGCUUAAAGUUAAAAGAAAAUACAGAAUACCAGCAGAACUUGAUUAUUGUUUUAUGUCCAAACUUCUUACGACUUUAGUUUUUCAUCAGUCAAUAAAAUUAAUUUACUCUUCCA
Grammomys surdaster is the source of this 1510-nucleotide messenger RNA. RefSeq names its product G kinase anchoring protein 1 (gene Gkap1). Gene Ontology annotation, cellular component: Golgi apparatus. NCBI's taxonomy places the organism in Eukaryota, Metazoa, Chordata, Mammalia, Rodentia, Muridae. Gene Ontology annotation, biological process: signal transduction. Bases 149 to 1249 code for a protein of 366 amino acids. The record is from RefSeq and is a predicted model, not a curated record. The transcript has 12 exons.